CUCGUCGCACUCGAUAUCCUCCACAUCUGAGCAGAGACUCAUUCUCACUGCAUGCCACACGUACAUGAUAUCUAUUAUGGCACCAUCGACCUCGACGUCCUCUGCCGCAACGCUCCGGAUACCAUUGCGCCGCUUCGCAACUCAGGUUUUCUUCUCCGCGCUGGCGAACCUCAUUACCGGCCUCCUACAGAGGUGGAACAUCUUGUACAUAAGUGGACUCGUCGCACUCGUCUGUGUCCCCUACGCUGAUCUUGCACUGUCAUUUCGCAAUCCUCUCGCCAAAAUCCGAAGUCCGCAAUACUGCAUCUCUCUCAGCAUGUGUCUGGGAUACCUUCACCAAGCCACCACAGCCAUCGGAGAACGCCUGCUCGAUUCCAGCGCGGGCUUUUCGCACACUCAACACGUAGCCGUCCACUUCUGUCUCGCAUUUUUCCUCAUUUCAGAAUUCGAGUUCUACCGCGCAUACAUCAACUUCAAGAACUUCGAACCAGGUCUCGACGCGAUCAAGUACUUCCUCGUAGCAAAUGUCGAGCCCAACCACGUCUUCCCUAUCUCUCGCGAUCCAGGGGGCUUUGGCUAUAUGACUCGCGCUGAAGGACCCGACAUCGAGAUAUUCAGUAAGUCCAACGGCUUGCACAUUGGUCAGUGGCUGCUCUUCUGGAUUAUUGGUGGGCUGGCGAACCUUUUGCUCAAGCACAUAGUUGAUCCAAGCUCGAAUGACGGGAAGGAUCUUUUGUUGGCGAUGACGAGUACGAAUGUCUUCUACACAACGGGGAAUGCCUGGAUGCUGUUUCUGAAUCUGCCGCUGCUGAGGGUGGUGAGACAGGCAAAUCAUGUAGGGAUUUGGGCGGUGGUGGAGUGGUGGAGUGGUGGAAGAUGAGAACCGAAGCUUACGACGAGUCAGCCUCAUAUGCUAAGAUGCAGGUAUGAUAUGCAGAGACUAUGAACUCUAUGCAACUGAGCUUAUGGGUACUUUAACAAUGGUGAGCCUCCUUGGAUCUUGCCCCAUAGUCGCUCCAUUUGGGCACUCUCUUCCUCCUCUCGCAAGCAUAAACGACAGUCACUGACUGAGAUCGGCUCCUCUCCACUGGAUGCGUACUGGAGUCCAACUGUCAUGAUCCGCCCUACACGAAGAUUUCCCCCGGACAUCAUUCGAGCGACGCUUCUUCUAGAACUCAAUCAGUGGCCGUCUCCACGUAGCCUGCCCUGCCUACACAUUCUUCUCUAUUGAAGUCGAAGUCUCAUAUCGAGCAUGAUACUUCCGACUUUACCCAAACAUACGUCCAAUCCCAGGAUGCAGCUGGAAGCGCAAUCGUGUGUCCAACAAGCGGAGCUCAAGCGGAGCAAAUACGUUCCCUCA
Cucurbitaria berberidis CBS 394.84 is the source of this 1360-nucleotide messenger RNA. RefSeq lists its product as uncharacterized. The coding region runs from base 77 to 880 and encodes 267 amino acids. The record is from RefSeq and is a predicted model, not a curated record. NCBI's taxonomy places the organism in Eukaryota, Fungi, Ascomycota, Dothideomycetes, Pleosporales, Cucurbitariaceae. The transcript has a single exon.